CUGGAUAGACUGGACACCCCUGGCAUAAAUUAAAAGUGUUGAUUAGCUGUCCAAGCUCAGACUGCUGGGAUACUCUCACAGAUAAUUAACAUAAGUAAUUCGAACAAAUGUCUGUUUAAAACGCCGCUCGAAAAUGCGGUGAUUAACGUGGUUAAUGACGUCACACGGCUGGAACUUCAUUAACGACUAGUUAAGUAGGCGGAGACUCCUGAUUCAAUUAGGACUGGAGACACAAUAAAAGACAGAUGGCGCAGCCUAGCUAAAUGUUGGUGUAUGCAGUUUGGGAACAAUGGUGACUACAGGGGUAAGUUUGGUGGUUUUGGGGCUUUUUCUUGCCUUUGGCUGUGUGAGCAGUAUUCCUGCAGCCCCAACAAAUGUGAAGAAGCCAUCUCAGGAUUCUCCGCUUCCUGGGAAGCCCACUGUGCCGCCACAGAUGUCUGGCCAGGUUCAGAAAUGCCAAGUGCAAGACUAUGAAAGAGUCCCUUGUGGAGAACCUGGCAUCAAGGCUGCUCGGUGUAAUACUAUAAACUGCUGUUUUGAUGGUCAACAGUGCUAUUAUGGGAAAACUGUGACCGUGCAGUGUACCCUUGAUGGCCAGUUUGUGUUGGUGGCAGCCAGAGAUACAACCCUUCCCAGGAUAAGCCUGGAGUCCAUCAGCAUGUUGGGAGGAAAUGCUGGACCCUGCAGUCCUGUUGACUCAAAUGCAGCCUUUGCUAUUUACCAGUUUCCUGUGACUGCUUGUGGGACAACCAUGAUGGUGAAGGGUGGCUAUGUCAUCUAUGAAAACAGGAUGGUCUCUUCCUAUGAAGUUGGGGUUGGACCCCGUGGCUCAAUCACACGAGACACUCAUUAUGAGCUGUACUUCCAGUGUAAAUAUUCAGGUGUUGGCUUGGCUGCUUUGUCUAUUGACCCUGCAGCCAAUGUUGAUCCUCUGCCCCUUGUUGCUUCUGGACCUCUCCAAGUAGAACUAAGACUAGGAAAAGGUCAAUGUGUCACAAAGGGUUGUGUAGCAGAACAAAUAGCCUAUAACUCCUACUACAGUGCUCUUGACUACCCUGUGACUAAGGUUCUGAGGGAACCGGUGUAUGUUGAGGUGCGCAUUGUGGGCAGAACUGAUCCGAAUAUUGUCCUGGUUUUGGGAAGCUGCUGGGUGACUGCUGCUCCUAACCCCUACAGCCUUCCCCAGUGGGACCUUUUGGUGAAUGGGUGUCCAUACAAGGAUGACCGCUACUUGACCAGGCUGAUCCCAGUGAAUGGAACAUCCAGACUUGCGUACCCUACCCAUUACAGACGCUUUGUCCUGAAGAUGUUUACGUUUGUGGAUAAGACCUCCAUGGCUCCACUGCAGGAGACGCUCUACAUCCACUGCAGUACAGCUGUGUGCCUUCCAAAUGCACUGGACUCUUGUGAACCGAUGUGCACCAGAACAAAAAGAGCCGUUUAUGCUGCAGUGGAAGAAGGCUCUUCUCAGACAUCAGGACUAGUGUCUAGUGGAGAAGUGAUCUUCACCCAAAGUUCUUCUCAGUUUGUUUAUUGAAGCUGUGCAAAAUAAAAGUAUUUGACUUUCAAAA
Messenger RNA from Hemibagrus wyckioides, 1571 nucleotides. Its product is annotated as zona pellucida sperm-binding protein 4-like. The transcript has 8 exons. The coding region runs from base 290 to 1537 and encodes 415 amino acids. Gene Ontology annotation, cellular component: egg coat. Gene Ontology annotation, molecular function: structural constituent of egg coat; acrosin binding. Gene Ontology annotation, biological process: prevention of polyspermy; binding of sperm to zona pellucida. Lineage: Eukaryota; Metazoa; Chordata; Actinopteri; Siluriformes; Bagridae. The record is from RefSeq and is a predicted model, not a curated record.